AUGUUUGGCUUCCAAAAUAUAAAGAAUGGAGUUAAACACCGUCAUUUUCUAAGUCGUGGCAAUAAUGUUUUAUUGUAUCCUAGAAAAAAGUCUUUUCAAAAAGAGAUCAAGACUACUUCCGUGAGCCAAAGUUUCACAGUUCGUUCGGCUCUUCCGAGACCUAAGUUCGGAGUUUCAAAAAGACAUGAAACUACUAAUGCUGCUAGUGCUCCAACCAAAAAUAGUAAACUUAAUUUUUGGUUAAAGUUACUAGCUGUAUCUGCUGCUUCGCUGGCUGGCGGAACAGUUCUCUUGAGUUUGGAGAGCAAACGAAGAGAAGCAGAGGAAGAGAAACAUCAGAUAAAAGAACUGGUAGCCUGUGGUCCGACGGGAGGACCAAAAAAUUUGCCUAUAGCGCUACAUUUGACUGACGAAAUGGAUUAUGAGGCCGAUAAACCGAAAUUAGUAAUAUUAGGAUCCGGGUGGGGGGCUGUUUCAGUUUUGAAAGAACUAAAAAAAGAUAAAUAUUACGUGACAGCGAUCUCUCCACAAUCCAUAUUGGAGCCUAUUCGAAGCAUCUUAAGAAAAAUUCAUGGACAUUUUAUAGAGGCAAAGGCCAUUGAUAUCGAUUUUGAAAAUAAAUUAGUAGAAGUAAAACGGGGUGAUGAUUCUGAAAAAUCCUUCUAUGUCCCAUAUGACAAGCUUGUCAUUGCUGUUGGCUCUCAAUCGAUGACUUAUGGAGUGGAAGGAAUUGAGUAUUGUCACUUUCUGAAGACUAUCCAAGAUGCUCGGAAACUUCGCAGAACUAUUAUGGAUAAUUUAGAAAAGGCGGCCCUGCCAACUACGUCAUCCGAAGAGCGAAAGAAACUUUUAAGUUUUGUUGUGUGCGGUGGAGGUGUCGAGUUCGCUGCUGAACUUUACGAUUUUUUGAUCGAGGAUCUUUUCCCCAGAGCUCUACGAAAUGAAGUAAAGGUGACUAUAAUUCAGAGUCAAGAUCAUAUUUUAAACACUUAUGACGCGAAAAUAAGUGUUUUUGCCGAGAAAAAAUUUAAGCGUGAUAAUAUUAACGUUAUCACCAAUGCUCGAGUCUCCAAAAUAAAAGAGGACUAUAUUGUAUACAAAGACAAGUUGACCGGACAAGAAAUAGAACAACCUUAUGGCUUAGUAUUAUGGUCAACCGGCAUUGCGAUGAAUCCGUUGACAAAAGCUAUAUCUGAGAAGCUUCCAGAACAGAAAAACACUCGUGCGCUUAUUACCGAUGGUAAAUUGCGUUUAAAAGGCGUCAAUGAUUCGUCAGUCUAUGCAAUUGGCGAUUGUUCAACAGUCGAGAAUCCAAACCUAGUAAAGCAGUUGAUGCAAUUUUUCAUUGAUGCUGAUGAGGAUGGCAGUGGAUCUUUGGAUCACGGAGAAUUUAACCAGUUGGCUAAAAAGAUUUCUGUGCAAUAUCCGGUUACGGAAAGUCAUUUGAGAAAAGCAUCCAAUCUUUUUGAGAAAUACGACAAAGACAAAAGCGACACUCUUGAAUUAGAUGAGUUGCAAGAAAUGUUUAAAGACAUUGACAAAAAAUUAACUUCACUCCCUGCGACCGCACAAGUAGCACAUCAACAAGGAAAGUAUCUUGGCCGAAAAUUAAAUAAAUUUGCGACAAAGAUUACUGCUGCUGAUGGUUCAUCACAAGAUUUGGAAAACGAAUUGCCAGCUUUCCGUUAUGCACAUUUAGGGUCACUCGCUUAUAUUGGUAACGCGGCAGUGGCAGACUUUGGUACGGGGCGGACUUGGAUGGGUGGUUUAUCCGCUGUUUAUUUGUGGAGAAGUGUCUACUUUAGUGAGCAAGUCUCAUUUCGUACUCGAGCUCUACUCGCUUUGGAUUGGACCAAACGAUCUAUUUUCGGGAGAGAUAUUUCCAAGUUUUGA
Messenger RNA from Ambispora gerdemannii, 1893 nucleotides. The record is from the annotation of a GenBank genome assembly. Lineage: Eukaryota; Fungi; Glomeromycota; Glomeromycetes; Archaeosporales; Ambisporaceae.